CAAAAUCUAUCGUCCCUGAUACUGAAAGGAAAUAGUCUUGUCGGGAGUUCCUUCCCUAUGUGCAGAAGGUGGCUUGACUUUAACUCCUAGGUUAAUAAGGUUGGAUAUGCGGAACAAUAACAUCAGAAGAUUGGACCUGUCCCCUCUCGCAUGUCUGCCGAACCUACAGAACUUGUUGCUUUCAAAGAAUAGAAUUGAACAUUUGCCACACAACGCCUUUGUCAACCUUCCCAAAUUACAAAGUUUACACAUGUCCGACCUCUGGGCUUUGAAAUCAGUUCGAGAAUUUGCAUUCAAUUCCACAAGCUUGUAUAAACUGGUCUAUUCCAACAACCCAUCAUUUACAGGUGAUCGCACUAUUCAGGGAACCUUUUUUAAAUUCACUCCCAAUCUCGGUAUUCUCCACCUCGACAGGACGAAUCUACAUAUCUUUGGGGAUAAGUUGAGAUUAUUUCUUCAAAACCUGAAAAAUAUUGAGUAUCUCUACAUGCAAUCUACUGGACUCACCGAAUUACCCUGCAAUGUGUUUAGUCAACUGAAAAAAUUACGCAAGUUAGACUUAAUGGGUAAUAACUUACCGAACCUAACCAGUGGUGCGUUUUCAAAUGUUACAAGUAUACAAAACCUUAACCUGGCUUCGUGUAAUAUAAAAAUCAUAAAGGAGGACACGUUUCCUCUAAACUUCCGUCUCAGUGUAAAAGAGAUCAGUCUGAGAAACAACCACUUCACUUGCACUUGUGACCUGCUGUGGUUUAGGACCUGGAUGAAGGAGAUCAUUGCCAAUAAAAGCAUAAAGUUUACAAAUUAUCCGUGGGGAUACGAUUGUACGUUGCCGCAAGGAAAACGUAUCAGGCUUGAGAAUUAUAAUCCUACUGAACAAUCGUGCGCCCUGACAAAGUUGUACACUGUUAUUAUGACCUCUGUGCUGUCUGUGUGUUUGACGUUAACAGUUGCAGUGCUGGUGGGUUAUCGCUACCGCUGGUAUCUUCUUUACUGGAUUUCACUCCUUCGACGAAAACAGCAACGUCAACAGCAACGUCCUUCAGAAAACAUGAAAUAUGACGCUUUCGUUUCAUACAGCAAUUCCGAUGGAGACUGGGUCUACGACGAGCUUCUGAACUUCCUGGAAGGUGAGGUUGGGCUACGACUGUGUGAUCACAGCAGAGACUUCGAAGCCGGUAGAUUUAUUAUAGACAAUGUGUUUGAUGCCAUGGAGACCAGCAGGAAAACCAUCCUGGUAAUCUCUAACGAAUAUAUGAAGAGCGCCUGGUGUCAGUUGGAGCUUCAGUUAACCCUCAGCUCCCAUCUGAAGCAGAAUGUCGAAAUUGUUGUGGUCCUUCUCGAGCAUAUCCAGACAUGUCAAGUGACAUCGCCACUACGUGCUCUGAUGAUGUCAACAACAUACAUCGAAUGGGCAGAUGAUGAGGAGGCCAAGGCUCUGUUUAGACAGAGAAUCAAACAGUCCAUUGCCCAAUAAAUAUGUAUACAAAUACCUAUAUACCAGUAUUUCCAUUGAGUAAAUGACAUAGUCUUUAAAUUAAUUCCAGGACGAAACCGAUCUAAUCAAAGACAAAACAAACUUGCUACUGAUACGACGGAACAGACUUUCUUGAUGUUGUCAAUAGGAUACAAAGAUACGCCACCACAACCACCCAAGACGCUCUACCGUCCACCACGUCACUUACCAUGAAAAGUCAAAUUCUUUAAUACCGCAUAAAUUCACUCCUAUUCUCAAGACAAUUUCAUAUUCGACGAAUCACACCCCUAAUCAAAGUUCAAAUGUCAGUUUAGUUCAUUCCAUCCCAUUCUUCCGCCAAGGCAUCGACAAGUCCAUUGAGAGUGGUCGGUGGUUGUUGACGAAGAGGUACGCACAGUCCAAGAAUAUCCACGAUACAUUCGAUUGGUGACAAGUCUGGACUGAAUGCUGGUGAUAGAUGUGCAGGAUGUUGCCAUGGAGGUACUGCCUAUUGAUCAAGGUGUCACAGUCACAGUGAUCCCACCCCACACCAUUACUGAGCCACCCCUAAAAUGAUCAAUCUGUCAAAGGCAUGAAAACGUUCAUUCCGUCUCUGCGACUCUCUGUUGUGCUUGUCAACGAAGUCCAAAGUUAACCUUGACCAACGUUUUCGUUCAGCGGCCCUUGACACCAACGACUCAUUGCUGUUAUGUGACAGUCCUUUAUUCAUGGGAAAAUAUGUGAAAUAUUUUUAGCUGAAUAGCUCUGACACCUCUAGCUCUGUGAAGCUUAAAAUGCAAUUUGAGUAAAUUGUCGGUAUUGUGAUUGUAAUCUGCUUGUUACGGACUCUGAAAUGCUAAUAGCCUGUGCCACAAUGAUCUGUCUUGUUCUAACUUCCAACAUGCCAGUUGCACGUAGCCCUUCCUGACGUGGCUUACGCCUCAUGUCAAAAUGUGUCUAAUUUUGUUUAAAAUAAUAUCUGAAGAUCUUUCAGUCAGGUUUUUAACACUGAAAUGUACAGCAACACAGACCAAAUUCACUGUAUAUUUCCUGACGUUGCCUUUACCACAGUUGCAUCCUUCCUUGUUUAUUAUUGCCUUUGUUGUUGUGUAAUAUUUUGUAUGAUCCUGUUUCUCAAAAAGUCAUGCACUUACACUAGUCCACCUCUUAACUGAGUGGACCAAGUGCAUUAUUUUUAUGUUUUCAUUUUUGCAUCGUUUCUGUAAUAAAUGCCACAUUUUAUUUA
Messenger RNA from Haliotis rubra (blacklip abalone), 2702 nucleotides. Its product is annotated as toll-like receptor 13. NCBI's taxonomy places the organism in Eukaryota, Metazoa, Mollusca, Gastropoda, Lepetellida, Haliotidae. Gene Ontology annotation, cellular component: membrane. The transcript has a single exon. Gene Ontology annotation, biological process: immune response; inflammatory response; toll-like receptor signaling pathway. Gene Ontology annotation, molecular function: transmembrane signaling receptor activity; protein binding. The record is from RefSeq and is a predicted model, not a curated record. The coding region runs from base 107 to 1477 and encodes 456 amino acids.